AUGAAUUAAAUAGAAGAUCUCGUUAGUGCUUUGAGAAGUGGAACUCUAGACCCUAAAAAUCUCCUUAACCGAAUGGAGGAGCUUGAUGUAUCUGAUAUUAAUCCAAUAAAUGAUUCUUCAUACCGAAUAUCCUAAAUCAAAGAGUCAACUUUAACAGCCUCUUAACUUAAUGGUGGGAAUUCAACUGGAAAUAGUUGCGGUGGAGGCAUGGGGUUUUCUAGUGGUUUUAAUCCCUACUCAAGCUAGCAUCUUAACAUCAGCUCUUUGAAGCAAAGAACUUCCAUUAAUAAUCUAAGUAAUGUUAAAAGUCUAGAGCGAAUUGAUGAAAGGAAUAGAGUUUACUCAGACCAAUCUUUAAAAAGUACUUCUACCUAGCAUAUUUUGUCCUAAGUUGAUUCGCCAUAAAUUAUGGAAAGCAAAAUGAUUCAUAGAUAAGAAUCGAUUAGUGUAUUCUCUGAUGAAAUAGACUAUCCCUAUGUUAGCGUUGUAAAUAAGCCAAAGAGUUCAUUCAUUCAGAACCUAGACAUAAAAAUAACUAAUACCUCAGAAACACCUAAUUUGCAAUUGAACUAGAAUCAAUAGUAAUAAGAUAUGAGAGACAGGGAUAGAGAUAGCUUAAGUUUUUCAAUCACAUAAAGAGAGGAGGAGGAACUUAAACAAUGCACCUUCAAGCCACAACUAUGUCCUAAUUCAUUGAAAAUGGCUUAAAACAAUGAGAAAAUUGAGUCUAAAGCAGAUAAAAUAGCAAGAUUAAAAAUUUUAAGAUAGUAAAAUCUAAAAGCCAUUCAGGAGUAUAGAGAAUAGAUGUAGUUUUAAGAGAAUUGCACAUUUAAACCUUAAAUUUGUGAGAAUAGUUCAAUAAUUAUGUAAAACAGAAUCUUAAAAAUGCAAUAAACCGAGUCAUUCGAUAGUUAUUACCCAGCACACUGUACAAAUGAUUGUAAAGAAGAUACAAUCUCUCAUAAACCAACAGUAAAUGAGAUUAAACCUCAGCAUAUUUCAUAGGAGUUGAAUAGGUACUUGAAUAGGGAUGUAGUAGAAAGACUUACUUCCCCAGCUAAUGAGCUUCAAAAAUAUGUCAGAAAUUCUUCAACUAAUAAAAAUACUGACUCAAGCAAUAAAGUAUUAAAUAUCCUUAUGAACAGCUCAAGUAAUUAGGGAAAUACUUUUAAGAAUCAAAUCUAACAGAAUGAUAAGAGCAGCAAAGAGUCAUUCAAGACAGUAGUAGACUAAAGUAAAAAUCUAAGUUUCUCUGAAUUAAAAACUUUUUGGCUACUUUUACCUAUCAGAUCUACAGCCUAAAACUCACUAAGAUAAGAUAAUGAACUUGAAUAAUAAGACUCAACCCCAAUCAAAUAUCCAAACUACCUAGGUUAAACAAAUAAUCAAAGUUAAAAUCUUAAAACCUUUUAGACUGAAUCUCAAGAAAGAGAUAUCUAAACACUUUAAGCUUCUAAUAACCAUAGACAUAAUCGAGAGAGCUUCUCCUAGGGAAAGAUUCAUUAAACUGCAGAAGAAUAUACUGAAUAUUGUAAAAGAAGAACUACUGUCAAAAAAGCAGGGUUUAUCAUGAAAAACUCUAUCAAACCCUAAUCUAGAGAAUCUAGAGACUCACAAUAAGUUUCUAAAAUCAACGUAAAUAUUAGCAAUCAAGAUCAUUAGGGCUAAAAGUUUAUGAGUGAAAUGAAUUUUGAUUAAAGAUAAAAGGCUCUACUCCAGUAAAAGCAAGCUAAGCAAUAAUAAUAGCAGUAAGUACUCUAAGCCAAGUCAUCUGCAACUUUUAAUUAGAACAAUCAGAGGCCAAGUCUAAUGAAAUCUAAAUAAAAUUCGCUAACAUCAUUUAACGAAAGGCUAGAGUAAGAUAAUCAGAAACGAUAAGUGAAGUAAGUACAAUUGAAAUAAUAGGCAAAGUACAGCUUUCAUCCUUAGAUCACAGAGAAGGCGAAAUAGCUGGAGGAUAAGCAAGAAAUCGAGCGUAGAGUCAAGCAAAAAGCUCAGUAAAAAUAGUAGUAAUAUAGAAUUAUGCAGUAAAAUAAAGAAAACCAAGAGGCUUCAAUGAGUCAGUCUAAUUACUCUUAGCACGGUGUUAAGUCGGAACACUAAUCAAGUAGGUCUAGCAUGAUAGCGUUGUAUUAGCAUGUUGAGCCUAAACUUAAGAAAGAUAAUAUGCAAGAAUGUGUAAAGCAGAUCUAGGAAAACUUGAAGACUAAAUAUAUGAGGAUUAAGGAAAAAUAAGAUAAGAUGCGGGAAAUUAAGGAAUUAGAAGAAUGUACUCAUUAGCCUAAAAUUAACAAAUGA
Molecule: messenger RNA, 2298 nt
Organism: Stylonychia lemnae
Lineage: Eukaryota; Ciliophora; Spirotrichea; Sporadotrichida; Oxytrichidae
Source: the annotation of a GenBank genome assembly